Verticillium alfalfae VaMs.102 is the source of this 683-nucleotide messenger RNA. RefSeq lists its product as hypothetical. Lineage: Eukaryota; Fungi; Ascomycota; Sordariomycetes; Glomerellales; Plectosphaerellaceae. The transcript is spliced from 3 exons. The record is from RefSeq and is a predicted model, not a curated record. Gene Ontology annotation, molecular function: ATPase inhibitor activity. The coding region runs from base 118 to 420 and encodes 100 amino acids. Gene Ontology annotation, cellular component: mitochondrion. Gene Ontology annotation, biological process: negative regulation of ATP-dependent activity.
ACAACCAACCAUCCUCUCCAAACAGACCAAUCGACCAUUGUCUCUUCGUGGCAAAUACCCUUCAAGAACUCCAAUCCCCCCCUUCGCCCAUCUCUUCCCAAAUCCACAUCCAUCACCAUGCUUCGAACCGUCACCUCCAAGGCCAUCCGCGCCCCUCUGUCCCUCGCCUCCCGAGCCACAUUCACCACCACCGCUCGCGCCAUGGCUGACGGCGAUCUCGGUUCCGUCCGCAGCACCGGCGGCCAAGGUGACGCUUUCCAGCAGCGCGAGAAGGCUGCUGAGGAUUACGCCAUCCGCCAGCGUGAGAAGGAGAAGCUCCUGGAGAUGAAGCAGAAGAUCAAGGAGCAGCAGGCCCACCUGCAGCAGCUCGCUGACCACAUUGACGACAUCACCAAGGACCAGGGCGGCGAGAAGAACUAGGAACAUUGACAUCGAUCAACACGCACUUUACUCGGCAACCAUGUUGGUGAUGUGGAGACAGUAGCGCUGUUAUUAAGUCGGCGGACGACGCGGAGGACGACAUGAAUUGAAUUCUUGGCUCGGGGGCGUUAAACGCUUGUGAAAGCUCAAACGUGUAGCGGCCCUUGACCGCAUGGAAACAAACACAGAUUGCGUCCACUUUUGGUAUUACCAACUGUCCAGCUAGUUGUACAUGUACAAAUGAUAAUGCAGAAGCAAAAGCA